This is a messenger RNA of Gongylonema pulchrum, 294 nucleotides long. The record is from the annotation of a GenBank genome assembly. Lineage: Eukaryota; Metazoa; Nematoda; Chromadorea; Rhabditida; Gongylonematidae.
AACCCCAUCACCAAUUUAGGAAGUUAUGGCCUGGUGAAUAUGGUUGCACAAGCAAUGCCGAAUGUUCCGCAAGAUGCGAAAAAACGUACUGUUCAAAGAACAGUGAUAGAGGAUUAUCACAGUGCCAGUGCUCAGAUGGAAAAUUACUGUAUGGACGAUGCUGUACUUCGCGACUGCCCAACGGGUUUUCAUGCCAGUGGUGCAUACUGUCUUCACAAUGAUGAAGAUCAUUUCUGGAAGGAUGCUAAUCAGCAAAAUUCACUCCGAGAGCUUCUCAAUUCUGGGACUUGCUAG